This is a messenger RNA of Monoraphidium neglectum, 428 nucleotides long. RefSeq lists its product as hypothetical. Lineage: Eukaryota; Viridiplantae; Chlorophyta; Chlorophyceae; Sphaeropleales; Selenastraceae. The annotation marks the transcript as partial. The transcript has 3 exons. The record is from RefSeq and is a predicted model, not a curated record.
AUGAGCGUGGUUAGGGCAGCAUUCGACGUGUCUGUGCGCCCAUACACGCUGCGCAAAGGCGAUACGCUGAGCAGCAUCGCCGAAAAGCGCGGCUUCACCAUCCUGCAGAUUACCAGCAUCAAUCACGAUGUCAACCCGGAUAAGGAAGGCCCCGAGGGGCGGGCAGUUAGUGGCGGCGAAGAGGCUCGCGCAGAGGCGCGUCCGCCCCACCGCGCCGCGCGGCCGACGGGGAGUGCGAGAAACGGCGGCAGCGGCCGCGGCGGCCGCGGCGGCUGCGGCGGCGGCGACGAGGCCGCGAGCCAUGCGGUUACCACCCUGUUUCGCGGCCCCCGCCGCCAGGUGAAGGAGGGGCAGACGAUCCUCCUGCCGGCCAGCGGGCUGUCGUCGCGCGACAAGGAGAUUCUGGAGGGCAUUGGGUCCGUCUACAG